Molecule: messenger RNA, 1595 nt
Organism: Pungitius pungitius (ninespine stickleback)
Lineage: Eukaryota; Metazoa; Chordata; Actinopteri; Perciformes; Gasterosteidae
Product: src-like-adapter 2
Exons: 8
Coding region: 380-1150 (256 amino acids)
Biological process (GO): regulation of MAPK cascade; signal transduction
Cellular component (GO): COP9 signalosome; nucleoplasm; cytoplasm
Molecular function (GO): epidermal growth factor receptor binding; phosphotyrosine residue binding
Source: RefSeq, a predicted model, not a curated record
UGCACUUUGUGCACCCACUUAAAAAAGAAAACACUUUCUCUCGAGAGUCAGGAUGCCACGGUCUUGAGCGUCACAGGAAGCUGCAGCAGGGUGACAUACAUUAUGUCCAUGGGGGGGGGGCUUGUCUCUUCAGUCUGCCCCCACAACCAAACAGCUAAGGAAACGCAUUGUGGGAGCAGCUCAGAGGAGGGAACGCAGUCACCGAUCGAUUAGCAGAGAGAACCUGAGCUCAGACAUAUAACGGUGUGUGCUGAAGGCAGAAGAGCAUCGACAGAACUUAUUAGUUGAUCGUUCACUACUCGUAUGGAAUAGAGUUCCUGGGUGAAGAAAUCCAAGGAGUGCACGAGUGCCUUUUCAAGACAGCAAGAAGCCACAGAUUAUGGGGACUUGCCCCAUCAGAUGCCGAUCCAGGAUGACUAUCCUAGAAAAUCCCUCUGAAACAGAAUCAUCACCCUCUCAAGAAAGUGUGCUCGUGUCGCUGUGUAACUACUCGUCCUUUGAGCAUACAGAGUUGACCAUCUGCAUUGGAGAACAACUCGACAUCAUAUCAGACGACGGGGAUUUUAUGAUGGUGAGAUCCACAACCACAGGCCUUGAGACCUACAUCCCCACCAACUACACGGCCAGGCUGACACACAGGUGGCUGUUCACAGGCCUCAGCAGGAUCAAAGCAGUGGCGCUGCUCAUGCAACCCAACAACCAAAGUGGCGCCUUCUUGAUCCGGGAGUCGGAGACAAACAAAGAUGGUUACUCGCUAUCCGUCCUAAAGAGGAGCAACUCUUCAUACCUGGACUGUGUCAAGCACUACCGCAUCUUUCACCUCCACAACGGCUGGGUCUACAUAUCUCCGGGGGUCACCUUCCCCACGGUGCAUCACCUGGUGGAACACUAUUCAGAGUCUGCAGGUGGAUUGUGCUGCCGACUGACAGGGCCUUGCUUCAUCCACGGCUUAUAUGCUGCCAGAGAGCCCAGGCCCAUACCUUCAGCUAUCAGGAGGCCUACUAUCAACUGGAAGGACAUAAGCAGGUCAGUGAUCUUCAGGAAGGAAAGAACAGAGUCAGACCACUCUCUGGUGAGCGAGGGACUGAGGGAAGCCAUCUCCUCCUACCUCCAAAUGACAGACGGCAACGAUAACAGCUGGGACACUUGAGGAGAGACACAGCAUCCGUCUGAGUGAAAAGAAGUCUGAUGGAAAUAGUGAAGUCAGAUACCGUCCUUUUCUCAUCUGCAGUUUGCGAGCCCUUGGAAGAUGUCGUCUGUAAGACCAAAUGUAGACUUUGGAGACCCUGGAUUAGCAGGAGGGCUGAGACACUACGCUGUUUGAAGUUGUGACAUGUACAUCUGCAAGAAGAUUGUUUUUUUUUUUUUUUAUGGCGACGAGGAUGUUGAGAGAUAAAAAUGUCAAGUCAAAGAGAUAUUUUUUACCUGGUUUCAAAAGUGUGAAAGUUUAAGUUAUAUAGUAAUAUAUGUACACGGUGUUUGAAUGAAAUAUAGCAUGUGUUUAUUGUUUUGUAAUAUGAUUGUUGUCAUGGUUAUUGGAUUACAAUAAAAUAUUACGUGAUAAAUGAGCAGCGCUUACAUAUAUAUAAUAACAU